UCCGACCACCUUGAAGGUGCAUAACAGCUGCACACGAAGGUUCCAUUGAAAUUUGUUUUCUUCAUCCGACCACCUUGGAGGUGCAUAACAGCUGCACACGAAGGUUCCAUUGAUUUUUGCUACCACAAAACUUUCGAAUGAUUUCUUGAUCACUUCUUGCAUUGGGAAUUCACCCACGACCUGUAUCGCCGCUAUCUGGGCUCUGUCCGUUACCCAGUUGCCAUUCUCGUGGGGGCACCCGUUACGGCUCUGCGAUGAUUACAACAUCACACUUGUUCUCUGUUAUCAAGACUGCCACAACAGUUGCUGUUCGACGUCGCAAUGAUUUGUAACAAUUGAAUUAACAGUGUACAAAGCUUCUUUAAAUUUAGACCUUUGCAACAUGUGCGCCAUCUCUCCAUUUGAAUGAGACAUCUGAAGCUUUUUUAAUUCGGAAAGUCGACAUAGCAUGUCUCGUGAGUUCGUGUGAGUUACUCCAUAGAUCUCAUUCAGCUGACCAAAAGAGAAGUUUAAAAUAAAACCUAGCUGAUCUAACUCCAACGAAUAGCAAAAUCUCAGCUACCUUUUUUGUAUAGAAGUAUACAAAGCAAAGGUAGAAUGAGAUCGGAGAAAAUGAAAAUGAUAAAGAUGAAAUGAGAUGGGGUGCUAUCAAAUUGCGUUCACAAUAAAAUAGGUACGCAAUUGGGAGGGAUUUAUAAAAACUAAAUUUUCGUCGGACAUUUGGAUUCUCGUGCGGUUCGUCAACGUAUCUAAAUCGGUGUACGUAAAGUUCAUGAAUUUUGAACAAAGUUUCAAAGAUUUAGCUCAAAACGAAAUCAAAAGUUUUAUGUAUGAAUUAUGCCAAAGAAAAAUGAAAAACCAUUUUGAAAGUUGAAAAUAAUUGUGCAGGUGAAAAUCUGAGAAUAUCAAGUGGUGUAAAAACUUCUAAUAAUUGUGCCCAAUUUUCUUAGAUAGUUUUUCAUGCUAGGGAAGCCAUUUUGUACCUCAAUCUCCCCCGUGGUGUGAACUAAUUUCUUUUUGUAAAAAGGUGUAUCCCGCUGGUCAACGCGGGAGCCUAUGCGAGGCCGUGCAGUGUGUCCUCGGUUGAGAAACCCUGUGUUGAAGUAUCCGUCACCGAGUCGGACCACCCCUGCACCUUAACCACUCUCACGCGAGCUCCCAAACACCACGCAACAUCGGAAAGCUCACCAUCUCGCCGCUUGUCGCAUCGUGGGUAAGCCCUCCUAUUACCGGUGCUUACCAGAACGCAGCUAGAAACAUCGCACGAACGAUACGCAUGGUACGGAAGCUUACGAGCGUGCCACCUACUGGCAAGUAGUUGAAGCUCGUCUACACGUAGUGGAAUACGCGACACAUACAGCUGCAAAUUGGAAGUGAGCUACCGAAUUGAAUGCGCCGCCUGCCCGUGGAAGCUCGAACUAAUUGGUGAGGGAUCAAUUGCAUGUGCAUGCCGAAGGUCACGUGGACGAAGAAUCAUCAUUGGAUGGUUUCGAUCGAAGCACCGGUGGAUUCCUGAACUGCUGAACGGUUCGACGAAGAGUCAACAGGUUUGCCGACAGAAAAGGUCAGAGCUUUGAUUUGUAUAUAUUUUUUUCCCUAGAUUUAAGACCACAUUUAGCUUUAGGUACCUACUUGAAAUUUGGUGACGUCACCUUUAGGAAAACGUUAGGCCUCUGUAUCCUACCGUGAACUUUAAAUAAACAGGAUUUGAAAUUGGUAGGCCAACGCCGAUUCGAAGGUUGACGAAUAAAACGAUUUGAGUUGCUUUAUAUUAUUUAACGAAAUUGUCUCAUUUAGUCUUUUUCGUUCUUGGUUGAAUUGAUUUAGAGUAAGUUUAGAUUUUCGGUUAAAAUUUUCUUGAAUUUGGUUAGUUCAGUUGGGUGUUCUUUGAAACCUAUCUUGGGGUUAGCUAAGGUGAUCGGUGUUUGAGGGAAUAAACCAACCUGCCCUAGAAAGAGCCUCUGCCGGGCCAUUAACAGCCUCAGCAGUCUCACUUUGGUGAGUGGCGCUUAAACUGCUGCUGGUCUCGUACCCAAAGCAUUCGUUACAUUUUGGCGCCCAACGUGGGGCCCGAAGGAUAUUCUAUUAGUUUUCGAGUUAGAUAAUCGAUAAUUUGGAUUGAACUUUAAUGAUAUGUGUAAAGAAUUUUAGUUGAAUUCGAUUAGUAAAUUAGAUUAUUAUUAUUAAAUUGAAAUUUUCUACCUGAAUUUGAUUGUGCUUAAGGUCUGUAGAACCUUAGUAACAAAUUGAAUAGAUAUUUGAAUUUUGAUUUUUUUUUCUCCUGUGUAAGUACGAAAGUAGUAGGAUGGAUGGCUAUCGUAUUAAUGCGAAUGACCUCCUUGAAGAGGAGUUGGACUACGAACUAAGUAUUCGGUCCCAACCAACUAACGUACCGAUUGUUGCCAAGCGUCGGUCUCUCCGCAAAUGGCUAAGAGGUAACGAAGAUCCGAACUUUAUAUUGAAGUCUCGGUAUGAAUUAGCUCGGGAUUAUGUGACUAUUCCCUACAAACUCGAAGAAAUCGAGGAUCAAAUAAUCAAUGGAAGGAGUGCCGGUUGUCUAUCGCGAUUGGUGCAUUAUCAUAAACGUGUUCGGCGUUACGUGGUUCAAACGGAGAAACAGAAGGAUCAACAGAGAAUGUUAUUGUAUGUGAUUACUCAAUUGGCAGUGAAAUAUUUUGCAGCGGAUUUUAGUGAAGUGAUGUGGAUGGUACCAACGUGCCAAAUUGUGCCAAUGUCGACUCAGCUACCGAUGGCUUCAACCACCAGUCAGGACCAGCAAUCGGUGGCGGGACCCAGUGGAGUGCAGCAGACAAUGGAGGCCCCUUCUGGAACAGUCGGUAGUGAGCCGCCUGGCAUUUUCUCAGAUGAUCGGGAAAUGAAGAGCGCCCCGUUGAGCACUGCUGUUCCGGUCAACGAACAGUAUGAAGCGAGAGCGACCGAGGAAGAAGGAGCCGUGGGAGUCUUGUCCGUCACACAGCCGCAUAACAAUCCGUUUAUUCCGCCGGAUAACCUACCAACCUACCGUAGGUCUGAUUAUGUGGGUCGAAAUGCCAUAGUUGAGUCCGAUCGACGUCGGUCUGCUCCUGGAUUUUUGAGUAAUCCUACGGUUCAGUCCCUGAAGGAGCAGCCUCGGACCAGCAGUUCUCCAAUUGGAACAGAGGGACCAGCUCAUCCGAUCCUCUCGGCUAGUUUCUUAGACAAGACGUUCUACACUCCUCCGUUUCAAACCAACCUUGCUCAACCACGUUUGGGUAGGCCGUUUCAUCCUGAGCAUCUGUCAGUAUCGCAACCCCUGCCGGAAAGGGAAUCGGUUAGACAGGCCGAUCAACCACGGGUCGAGGGAGCAACCUCCCCGGUACCUAGUAACCCUGAAAGAAAUGGCAGAAAUAUGAGUGGAUAUGUUCAUGCGACGCAGAUUGAAAACUACGUUAAAGCCUACCUGGACAGAUUAAUAGACAGUGGUUCUCAGCGUAUGACGCCCCCGGACGUUGAUGUAAGCCGGUUGGCCGAUCGGAUUACUAAUAUUGGAUUUCGGGAGACUGAGGCUUUCCAGAUUUCUCGCGGUGAUAUGAGAGGUUUAAUAACGCCUGACCAAUCACCCGUUGCACCAUUGCAGUUGUCGUCACAGAAUCGUGAAGAACGGGUUCCAUUGAGCUCUGAUGUGGGAUGCAGACCAACGCCGACAAAUAAUCGUCCUAUCUCGCCGCGAGACCCAUAUUCGAUGCCUCGUCAAGGUAUUCCGCAGCAACCACGAGGAACAUUUUCGAACCCAUACGAUUCUUCAGAAGUUCCCAAUGCUCAGGGGUCAUCUGGGCAUGCACGACGUCAACCCCAUCAGCAAUGUAACAUUAUUGAGAAGUGGCCAAAAUUUAGCGGAGACAAUAAUGCUAUUCCGGUAACGGAUUUUUUACGUCAGAUAGACAUUUUAUGCCGGUCAUAUGACAUAAGCAAGCCGGAGUUGAGAAUGCAUGCGCAUCUCUUGUUUAAAGAGAAUGCCUAUGUGUGGUACACGACCUAUGUGGAUCGCUUUCAGAAUUGGGAAACUCUGGAGAGUUAUCUGAAAAUGCGGUACGAUAAUCCCAAUCGGGACCGUAUCGUCAAGGAGGAGCUUCGAAACCGCAAGCAACGACCAAAUGAGCUGUUUAGCGCUUAUCUAGCCGACAUCGAGAUGCUUGCUCAGCGCCUGAACAGUAAAAUGACGGAAAGGGAAAAAUAUGAGCUGAUCGUGGAAAACAUGAAGAUUGGGUAUAAACGACGCUUAGCCUUGGAGCCGAUAAAUUCAAUCGAGCACUUAGCCCAAAUGUGCUACAAAUUUGACGCUCUUGAGCCAAAUUUGUAUGCAACGGGAGCACAAGCUAAGCCGUCCUUACAUCAACUAUCCGCUGAAGAAAAUGACGCAGCUGAAUAUGACCCGGAGGAUUUAGAACAAGUUUUUGCCUUACAAAAGCGUUUUGGGAGAUUUCCACGUGGUAAUAAGGAUGCCAAGGCAAUUUCGGGCUCGGAGAACCUCAUGACCCCCGCUUCUACACAGCUGCUGUGUUGGAACUGUAGGCAAUCCGGACAUCUUUGGAAAGACUGUGACCAGAAAAAGGAACUGUUUUGUCACAUCUGUGGACAGGCGGAUACCACCGCGUUUCGGUGCCCUAAUCGGCACAAUUUGAAGCCACGAGACGAUGAAGAAUCAAAAAACGAAUAGAAGAGGAACGGUUAGGGAAUUGCUCUUCCUCAUUAGUCGAAAAUCAAAUUCCCCAUAUCCCCUAUUCACCGUUUAGCAAGGUCCUGCAGAUUGAUACGCGAGUGCACAAAUGUCCUCAUCUUAAAAUCCAGAUUAUG
This is a messenger RNA of Aedes albopictus (Asian tiger mosquito), 4833 nucleotides long. RefSeq lists its product as uncharacterized. The transcript is spliced from 2 exons. Gene Ontology annotation, molecular function: nucleic acid binding; zinc ion binding. Lineage: Eukaryota; Metazoa; Arthropoda; Insecta; Diptera; Culicidae. Bases 2306 to 4696 code for a protein of 796 amino acids. The record is from RefSeq and is a predicted model, not a curated record.